Messenger RNA from Verticillium nonalfalfae, 2103 nucleotides. RefSeq lists its product as uncharacterized. NCBI's taxonomy places the organism in Eukaryota, Fungi, Ascomycota, Sordariomycetes, Glomerellales, Plectosphaerellaceae. Gene Ontology annotation, biological process: regulation of DNA-templated transcription. The transcript has 3 exons. Gene Ontology annotation, cellular component: nucleus; Rpd3L complex; Rpd3L-Expanded complex. The record is from RefSeq and is a predicted model, not a curated record. The coding region runs from base 1 to 2103 and encodes 700 amino acids.
AUGAAGUCGGCGAAGCCCCCGUCAGUGGACGGGCCGUCGAGUAGACGGUCCCAGCCCGUCCGACAGGCUCGAACCAACCCUCUGCGCGUCUCAAAUCUGCGAGGGCCGAUCGGCGGACGGGACUCUCUGCCUGGCGCUUCCAGCUCUGAUCAACCCAUCGACAUCUUCCCCGCCGUCACACAUUUCGCCGAUGCGAUCACCGCCCUGCCGAAAGAGCUCGUUCGCCAUUUCACGCUGCUCAAGGAGGUCGAUGCCAAAAUAUUUGCCCCAGAGGAAACCCUGUUCAACCUCGUCGACGCUGCCAUGGCGCCCGUCGUCGCCGCGCAGCCCCCAGCGCCCAACGAGGCGGCCAGCUCACUCGCCCCGGUAUCCGCGACCAUCAGCGCGCAAAACAGCUCGACCGGCGUGGCGCACAGCAUGCACAUGCCACCUGCCCCCUCCGUCGCCGACUCCCACGCGCCCUCCGCUUCCGGCGGCCCCAACCCCGAUCCUCGUCGCCAGCUGUACCAGCAGGUGGCCAUCAAGAUACAAGAGAUGCUGGGUUCGCUCGAGGAGAAGAACCACGUCAUCUCGACGGCCAACGACGCCCUGCAGAAACAGCUCGCCCGCAUCGACGAGGUCUGGCCACACGUCGAGAACGAGUUCAGCGACGAGGCCAAGUGGGGGAGCACCACGCAUUGGGCAUACCCCGAAAACCGUGCCGGCAAUAAGGCCGCCCACGCCGAGCGCUCACGGCGCGAGGGCGCUGCCGCCAUAUCGGCAGCUGCCCAGGCGCUGGCGGACGAGGCGGCCGCCAGGAGCGACGCCCGGAAGCAGGCGGUCCAGGCGAAGAAGAACCUUAAGACGCAGAAUCACGACAUGGAUCUCGACGAUAACGAAGGUCGCAGCAAGGCAGAAACUACGAAAAAGGGAGCCAAGGCGCGCAAGACGGCGGCCGACGCUGCCUCUGGUGCGGGCCCGGGCGUUACGACCAAUGGCGCAACCAAUGGCACAGCACCUCAGCCUAAGCGACGGAAGGUCGAGAAGCCGGCAGCCGCGACCGCGCCGGCAGAUCGGGCCUUGGCUGGUGUGUUCGGGACCGAUGCGCCCAAGACCAAGACCUCAAGCCCCAGGGGUACGCCGGCGCCCGAAGGACCCAAGAAGAGAAAGGCGCUGCCGAGUGGUAGCGGUCAGGCAAAGAAGAGCAGGAACGGUGUCACAGACAACCCAACUUCAGCUACAUCAUCACCCGUCAUUGGAGCGUUUCCAGACGCCAAGCUACCUCGUGGCUCACCAGUCCCUUUGCCUGUCAAGGCCCCGGUCGCCGCCCGCGCAAGACAAAACUCUAUACAAUCAACAGCAGAUGCCAAUAAGCUAAGACCGUCAUCCUCUGCGUCCAACAAACCAAACGGCAUAACGCAGGGCACGCCAGACCUCCCACUAACGCCCAAUUGGCCGCGGCCGGGGGUGCCUGAUCCCAAGCCAACAAAGGAGACGACGACUGCGCCAGCCAAGCCCGACACGGUCAUGAAAGACGCCGAGCCCGUCGAGCCUCUGUCGGUUGCGAGCACCCCCGCCACGAGCAAGAAGGAACUGCCCACGGUACCGAAACAAGAGGAGAUGGACCGCAAGAGCGAGCCUGUGCCGCAGACGGCCACCGCGGCCACCGUGACCAAGAGCGGCCGCGCCAGCAAACCAUCGACACCAGCGUUGCCGAACUUCCCCGACGCCGUCGUGCGCUCGCGUACGUCGCGCAACGCGGACGGCAAGGACGCAGGCAAGCGCAAGAAGAGCACCUCGACUACGGCGGUGCAGGCGGCGCAGACAGCGCGGUCCAUAGAGGAGGGUGCCAGGAACGGGAGCGGUGGCGUCGGUCUCGGUGCCGCCGCCGCACCAGGCGAGGAAGAGGAGGGCGACAUUGACGCGGACGAGCCGCGAUACUGCUACUGCAACAGCGUGAGCUACGGCGAGAUGGUGGCGUGCGACGCCGACACGUGCGAGCGCGAGUGGUUCCAUCUCGAGUGCGUGGGGUUGAAGGUGGCACCCAAGGGAAACGCGAAAUGGUUCUGCGAGCCGUGCAAGAAGCGUCUGACUGCCGCGGGCAAGAAGGUCAAUGGCAGGUAG